GUAAACAAACGUAGACGUAGACUCUUCACUAGUCGCUUUGUGGCUAUUUUUCCGGAAAAUGCCUUCGCCAGGGUGUAAAACGGAAACGCGCGGGCCGCGCUCGACAAGAGGCUACGUAGACCUUUGACGGAGAACAUGGCGACCAAGCAAGCGGGAACGGUAGUGUUGGGCGGCGGAAUUUCAGGACUUGCAGCUGCAUUUUAUUCCAGAGUCUCUCAAAUUGGAGAAAACAAAUUAGUUCAUCCUCAUGGCCAAGAGAAGAUUGUCAUUUUAGAAGGCAGUCCCAGAGUUGGUGGAUGGGUUGACUCUUUCCAAUCACCAGAGGGAGCUGUUCAUGAAAGAGGAACGCGUAGCAUCCGUCCUGUUGGAGUUGUUGGCAAGAACACUCUGGAUUUGGUAUCCGCCAUCGGCUUGGAAGAUGCUGUUAUACCGGUCACACGCAGCCACCCUGCCACGCAAAACCGAUUUAUCUACACCCAAGAUGGCCUCCAUCGCCUCCCAUCAUCCCUCACCACCGUCCUCCAACGACAGGCCCCGUUUUCACAAUCACUCUUAUCCAGGUUGAUCAGAGAACCAUUCGCCGUCAAAUGUAAAGAAGAGGAUGAGACUAUCCAUGAUUUCUUUUCGAGGAGACUCGGGAAAGAGGUAGCUAAAUAUCUUGCAAAUCCAUUCUGUCGGGGCAUCUUUGCUGGAGACUCGAAGGAGCUGAGCAUGAGGGCAUGCUUCCCUGCAAUAUUUAAUGCUGAGAGGAAAUAUGGUUCAAUUAUCAUAGGAGGCCUAAGAGAUAAACCAGAAAAAUUCCCUGACAUUGGGAGGAGCAGUAUAGCCCAGAAAGCCAAAGAAGAGAAGUGGGCCACCUGGACAAUGACCAAUGGACUUGAAACAUUACCAAACAGGCUUUCUGAUUGGCUAAUUGAGAAUGGGGUCGAAGUUCAAAGGUCAAAUCCAUGUAGGAGGAUCGAGUUCAUUCAGCAGACUGAUGCACGUGAUACACAGAAGAGUGUCAGGCUUUUGACCGAGAACGGUGACGUCUGGGAGGCGGAUCAUGUCGUUUGUGCCACUUCUGCUCAAGUCACUCAGAGACUACUUCCACCUGAACAUGAGAAACUAUCCAACCUUCUUCGUCAGAUCACCAGCUGUACCGUAGCCGUGGUCAAUCUAGAGUACGACAAUGUGCAGCUCCCUGUGACUGGGUUUGGUUAUCUAGUCCCUUCAUCCGUGCAGUCCAGAGUACUUGGUGUGAUCUUUGAUUCAUGUGCUUUUCCUGAGCUAGACAGGAGGAAAGACCCCACAACAAGAAUGACUUGCAUGAUGGGAGGUGCAUGGUUCAAUGACCUCUUUGGUGACCCCUACAAUGUUGACCCCAGCGACCUCUUAUCAAGUGCCUUGACCACUGUCCAUGACCAUCUGGGGAUCGGUCAGAAGCCGACCUUCUCAAAGGUCAAUAUCCACCAUGAUUGUAUACCACAAUACAGACUUGGACACACGCAACUUGUUGAAGAUGCUCUUUCAUACAUAAAAGAUCAUCAUCUUCCACUCAGUAUCAUUGGAUCUUCUUACAAAGGAGUCAGUGUCAAUGAUUGUAUCUUCCAAGCUCGACAAGCAAUACAUUCACUUCAAAAGUGAUAAAGUAUAAAAUACUAUGGCCCGUAUUCUGAAGUCAGGUUUAAUAGGCCAUGGUCUUACUCUGUGCCAAAAUUAUGGGGAGCCAACAUUUCAAAAAUUCUGUUUAUAUUGUAUAUUUCUUAUGUUUACUAUUUUGUUUCCUUUUGCUUUCAUAAUGAAUGAAAAUACUUCAGUUAUCAUUUCCAGACAAUUAUGAACAAUUUGAGUGCCAAAUGAGUUAAUAAAUUGUUGGAUAUGUACUGUUAUGAUUUGUGGCCCAAUUGGCUCUCCAUAGUUAAACCACAACUUUAAACAAGGUCUUAAUUUGAACCUGAGUUCAGAAAAUGGGCCUAUCUGUUUGUACUGUCAUAGAAUCUUCCUCUGUAACAGUGAAAAUAUAUUAGAGUAGGCUGAGAUUAUAUUGUACCUAAAAAAAUCAUCAAGUUACCUUUACUGCUGUGCCAAAUAUUGGGUCUUUUUCAUUUCAUUUUAUAUCAUAUCCAUAUCCAACAAAGAAACAUGAUUCAAAUGACAUAGUACGCAUUGUAAAACAAUGUGAAACAUUAAGAUCCAUUCAUUUGAUUGAAAACAUUUUGUGUAAACCCAAAUAGGUUUUAUAUUUCAACACCGUGAUUUAGUAAGCACACAUUGAUAUUAUUGACGAAAAUUUCCAAGAUUAUGUUUAUUAUUAUUAUUCAUUAUUAUUAUUUAUUCGGCAUAAUCAAAUACAUAAACAACAUAUACAAACAAUAGGAAUAGGAGAGUCACAUGGAUGCCGGGAAAGGAAAAAGAUUAACCAAAUAACUAUAACCUGGUUGACUUAAUGGACAAAUUUAAUUGUUACACAGAAGUUGGUUAAUAAUUGUGGAAACAUACUAAGUUACUCUCCUCACAACAUUUUCCUGAAAAAAGUUUUGGCAGUUUGAUUUAGGGGGAUCUGUGUGCAUGUAUGGAAAUAACCAAUGUUGAGGGAACUGUUAUUUGCCUUUUUUUUCCAAAGUUUCUUGAUUUUUCAUGUGUGAGAAGAAAUGAUCACUGAGAUGAAAAUCUUUAUAUUUUUGUUGGAUUUCCUGGAUUAUAUCACUUCAACUCUAUUAGCUAAAAUUGGACAUUCAGUGAAUUCUGUCUCUUUACCCCCCCCCCCCCCCCCUCCUAGCUCAUCUUAUUUCACCUAGAAGUGUUUUUUUUUUCAAAGAUUUAACAGGGUUCCCAGCCCAUGAGGGAAAAUUUUACUUUUUUCCAGUCAGGGAAAAAUCAGGGAAUUUGAUUAAAAAAUACCUAAAAUCAGGGAAAAAUGCCUCAAAUUAGGGAAAAUUAAGGGAAUUUUGAUCACCCAAAAAAUUGAAAGCAUGGUAGUCAGUCAGACUGUUAUAUUUUGUUGCAUAUCAAAACAACAUCCAUUGAAUGACUGGUUAUGGUGGCAGUAAUUAGUUUCACUUGUUUUUAUACUGAAAAUCCAUGUAAUUUACUGCAACAACUUAGAAACAUGCAAAACUAGGAAUGGGUUUAAAUAAUUAUCGGAAUUUUUAAACUUCAUCAGGGAAAAAUCAGGGAAUUUGUUUUCUUGAAAUGCUGGGAACCCUGUUUAAGUGUGACUAAAAGUGCACUAAAGUUCCCAGUUCAUGUGAUGCUCAAGGGACAUGCUCUACAAUGUGUAUUAGAUACCAUGUGCACAUUUUUGUCAUCCAAACUAUUUAUGAAAAUCUCCUUCCUGGCAGAAUUCGAUAGAGAUAAUAAGUGUGUUUAGGGGUAACAGACAGGCAAUGAUUUCAAAUAUAUCUUUCUAAGUACAGUUUAGAAUACUUUAGAAAAGUUUUGUAAUCUGGGUUGUGUCUAUACAUAGACAGACUUCACAUUCACAAUUACCUAAUAGAAACCGAUUCUAUCACCACUCACUAAAUAUUUGUUUUAAUUUCCUUUUCUUAAUUCUUAAGUAAAUACAUAUAUGCUGCAUUAUUGUAGAAACUGUUAACUGUUAAAAACUGUUAGGCAAAAUUAAGCAAUUAUACUUUUUCCUGUUAUAUUAAAAAGUUAAACUUGAGGAUAAAAUGAUUGUUGUAAUACCCCUUUAUGCCUCUGUGUUUGAAGGUCUAUGUCAGAGAUGUUAUGAAUGUGUUUACAUAAUAUAAAUAAUCAAUAAUGUAAACAAUGUAAACAACAUAAUGAUAAUUUCUUUUAAAAAAUGUAAUCAAUAAACACAGGAGACGGUCGUCUUGAGUGUUUGAGCUUCUAAUUGAUAUAUGUAUACAACUAUUGAAAUUCAUUGUUCUCCCAAUAACUCGAGGGUUUUUUAGGGAUCAGCUUAAAGAUGGGCUCAUGUAGUGAUAAUGCAUGCAGAGAAUCCAUCUUUUUCUUUCUUUUUUUUUACUCACAGGCUUGUAGACUUUGUAGGCAGAUAUAUAUGUGAAGCCAGUAUUUUUACAUUAUCAAAGUUUAAUUAUUUUAAUGCUUUUCUUUAUUUUUUUUAUAUUCUAGGAUUAUUAUGAAUAUAUACUGCCAGGUAUAGUACUAAAAUACCAGUCCUUACUCCUUGAGAGUAUUGCAGUAGAUAAUUGAUUAUUGGAAAUUGAAGCAUAUGUGUUUGAUCAUGUUGGUAUGUAAAUGUGAAUUUAAUUUAUUAAGGAGAUACUGCAAAGAGACAUAUAUGAGAAACAGUAUGUUUUAUCAGUUAGCUAUAAGCAAUAGUGUUUUCAUGUUCUUUUGCAAUAAAUUGUUUGUGCAUCUUAUUCAGGAAUAAAAUAGAUUAAAAUGUAAUUAUUGUAUUACUAUUUCAUUCAUUAUGACUGAUAGCAUUAUGACAUCACAUGCCAAUUAAUAUUUUAUCAGAUGUAUAACUGAUCUCAUCUGGGUAUUUUAGAUACAUGUAACAUCCAACAAAGUGGCGGAUCCAGUAGUAUAUGAUUAUAUGAAAUUUCAAGAGCCUUUGAACUGCAUGUUAAGAGGAUUUUAACAAAAUUGCAACCUCAUUUAAUGAAGUUGAAAUUUUCCUCCUUGAAAAUCUGAUAUGCAAAAACAGUGUCAAGUGUAAAAUAAGCCUACAUUUUCCCUCCCGAAAAUCUGAUUAGCAAAAGAGUAGGGUUAUGGAUUCCAAAAUCGGUCAAAGUUUUCCUCCCUUAAAAGCAAAGAUUGUCAAGCACUGGAAAAAGGUUAAGGUUCCAGGGGUGGGGCUGUGCAGCCACUUGGUCCCUUCUCUUGUAUGUGUGGGUCCCUCAUGGGCAGGGUCCCAGACUGCCUCCAUCCUCAAUCCACCACUGAUUCAACUAGCCAUUGAUUCCACGAGCCAAAUGUUCAAGAAUGAGAGGAGGAGAUUGAUGCUGGGGGGGGGGGGGGGGGGGGGGGUUGGCACUUAGAUUUGAUUUGGACGGGGGUGUGUAGCUGAAGGUUCAAAACCCAUACCCAUAUUUACAGGUCAUUAUGGCUAAAAAGGUACCUAUUAUCACCCAAAAUUGGAGGAGAAUAUGGACCCAUGUUUAAGGCCAGGAUCUAACAAUCAGGGCCGUGUUUCAGGAUUUUCCAGCAUAAAACAAUACCACAUGUUAGGGAUUUCUUAAAAAAAAGCGACCCAUUCCAGCGGCACAUCCCCGUAUGCCUUAUUUCGUGAGUACCCCCCCCCCCGGGAUUGAUGAUGGAAAAGAAACUGAAUGUAAGAGAUGAUGAGAGGAUAGAGUAAGAUAAGAAUGAGAUGGAAAGACAUGCAGGGAACAUGAGGCAUAGAAUUAGAAUAAUAUUACAUUGUUUUUUUUAAUUUCCACUUUGAUGAAAUGAUAUAAAUGUAUUGAUUGGUACUGUAUAAUUGGAAAGUAAAACAAAGAGUCGACAUACCG
Messenger RNA from Lytechinus pictus (painted urchin), 5429 nucleotides. RefSeq names its product protoporphyrinogen oxidase-like. Gene Ontology annotation, molecular function: protoporphyrinogen oxidase activity, oxygen as acceptor. Gene Ontology annotation, biological process: porphyrin-containing compound biosynthetic process. The record is from RefSeq and is a predicted model, not a curated record. The coding region runs from base 136 to 1626 and encodes 496 amino acids. NCBI's taxonomy places the organism in Eukaryota, Metazoa, Echinodermata, Echinoidea, Temnopleuroida, Toxopneustidae. The transcript is spliced from 9 exons.